AUGCUAUCUCUCUUUACCCGCCUUUAUGUUCUAUCCAUUUUGUUGCCCUUGCAGGUUUCUGUGCUUGCUGAUGACAUCCUAAAGAACGUAGAAUAUGAUGCCUUGAGGAUUGUUUUCAACAAGUUCCAGUCGGUUGUGUCCUUUGUGCCGACAGUGGCAACCUUAUUGUCUCCUGAGGUUGUGGAGAAAGAAGCUAAAUCUGGGGGAAAGCUUAGUGAGUUGGAUUCCUAUGAGAUUGGAGGUGACGAAACAAA
Molecule: messenger RNA, 254 nt
Organism: Ilex paraguariensis (yerba mate)
Lineage: Eukaryota; Viridiplantae; Streptophyta; Magnoliopsida; Aquifoliales; Aquifoliaceae
Source: the annotation of a GenBank genome assembly